Messenger RNA from Hippocampus zosterae (dwarf seahorse), 995 nucleotides. It is a transcript of the gene dusp23b, whose product is annotated as dual specificity phosphatase 23b. The transcript is spliced from 3 exons. Lineage: Eukaryota; Metazoa; Chordata; Actinopteri; Syngnathiformes; Syngnathidae. The record is from RefSeq and is a predicted model, not a curated record. Gene Ontology annotation, biological process: protein dephosphorylation; cilium assembly. Gene Ontology annotation, molecular function: protein tyrosine/serine/threonine phosphatase activity. Bases 147 to 602 code for a protein of 151 amino acids.
CUUCGAGAUUUCCCUGCUCAAUUCGACUUCAUUUCUCGCGAGAGUUGUCUUGUGUCUGUUCUGAUGCUGCUGAGCUCGUCUGCUAUGUUUGGAAUGAGUUCAAAGUACUCAAGUCUCAUUUCUUCAGCGUUGCGGUGUCCGUUUAAAUGGCUGCCAACCCACCGAAAAAUUUCUCAUGGGUGGACCCAGGAAAAGUGGCCGGGCUGGCCCUUCCCAGGAUGACGGCAGAGUACCAGUAUCUGCUGGACCAGGGCAUCCAACACCUGGUGUGCCUGUGCGAGUGCAAGCCGCCCAAUUACGACACAUGUCCCAAGUUGCAGCUGCAUCACAUCAAGAUCGACGACUUCACUCCACCGUCGCCGUCUCAGAUCGAUAAAUUCCUCGCCAUUGUGGACGACGCCAACAGCAAAGGAGAGGGCGUGGCUGUCCACUGCAUGCAUGGCCACGGAAGAACGGGCACCAUGCUGGCCUGCUACCUGGUCAAGACGAGGAAAAUGGCCGGCAUCGACGCCAUCAACGAGAUCCGCCGACUGCGCUCGGGCUCCAUCGAAACCCACGAGCAAGAAAAGGCAGUGGUACAGUUUUAUCAACGCAUUAAGUAGAUGGCGUUCCCGCUAUUUGUGGGAACUGGAGAAAAUCUUUUGAGUAAUCGAGACAAUUCCCUGAAAAAAAGAUUUGUAAUUACCAAGAGGUGCCAGAAGAUGGCGGCAAAGCACUACUUUUAUUGUUUUAUCAUAAACUAGUGUAGAUUCUAAAAGAAUGAGCUCACAGAUGAAUCGUGAAAGUGUGGUGAUCAUGGUAUGCGAUUUCAACUUUUGUAUAAGAUGAAGUACUUGAUGAUUUCCAGUCUGCAAUUGAGACUUUAAAAUGUGAUCGAGCCAAAAUGAAAGUUCAAGGACACUAAAAUCAAGUGUACCAUAAUGAGUGUUUUACGAUCGGUCAGGGUCUAACCCGAAAGCUUUGUUUUGACAUAACUUUGUAUGGGCUUUUUUUUU